Messenger RNA from Hirundo rustica (Barn swallow), 477 nucleotides. RefSeq lists its product as uncharacterized. The coding region runs from base 1 to 477 and encodes 158 amino acids. Lineage: Eukaryota; Metazoa; Chordata; Aves; Passeriformes; Hirundinidae. The record is from RefSeq and is a predicted model, not a curated record. The transcript has 4 exons.
AUGCGCGGAGCGGCCGCGCCCGGUUCAAACGCAGCGCGCGGGCCGGAGCCCGGAGAAAGGGAAAAAAUGGCCUCUGCGCCCCCUCAGACCCCAAACCCAAACCCCAAACCCCAAACCCCGGCUCUUUGCCCCGUCAUCCCCCAGGACUCUGCGGGUUUUCCCCCGGUGGAGGAGGUGGAGGAGCUGAGCCAGGAGCUGCUGCGGGAGCUGAGCUCGGGCUGCACGGAGGAGCUGCUGCGCCGCGGCCUCGAGUGCCGGCAGCGGCUGGACCAGCGGCUGCUGGAGGCGCAGAGCAGGGCCCGGGGCUUGGCCCGGGAUCUGUCGCAGGCCGAGGCGGGGCUGUCGCGGCGCCUGCAGCGGGCGCAGGCAGAGGCGCAGCGCCUGCAGGGCCGCAGGCUGCAGCUGGAGCGCGGAGCUGCAGCGGGCGCAGGGGGCCCUGAGCGGCGGGGUUUUUUUGGGGCGCCACGUUUGCCUUGA